AUGGUAUAUUUCAUUCCACCGCGUUCGCCGCACUUUGGGGGUUUGUGGGAGUCUGCGGUGAAAUCCGCAAAGUACCAUCUAAAGAGGGUUUUAAAUGAUCAGAAGUUAACGUUUGAAGAGUUGUAUACAGUGAUAAUCCAAGUGGAGGCAUGUCUGAAUUCCCGGCCAAUUACUCCUGUAAGUGAAUCUGCGGAUGAUUUGGAAAUUUUAACGCCAGGUCAUUUUUUAAUGGGUAGCUCACCCUCUGCUCUACCUCAAGAAGAUAUAAAAGGUCAUAAUCCAAAUCGCUUACAAAGGUAUCAGUUAUUGACUCAGUUUAUCCAAAGUUUUUGGAAACGAUGGCAAACGGAGUAUUUGGGUAACUUGCAACAGCGAUCUAAGUGGCGCAUAAGAGCGGACUCUAUAAAGAUUAAUGACAUGGUGUUGGUGAAAGAAGAUAACACUCCGCCCAUGAAAUGGCAGUUAGGACGAGUAGUGGAGUUACACACGGGUAGUGACGGGAUAUGUCGUGUUGUGUCGCUUAAAACCGCGAGUGGUUUAAUAAAGAGGUCUACUUCUCGUGUAUGUGUUCUACCAUUUGAAGACAGUAAUUAA
This is a messenger RNA of Sitophilus oryzae (rice weevil), 594 nucleotides long. RefSeq lists its product as uncharacterized. The coding region runs from base 1 to 594 and encodes 197 amino acids. The transcript has a single exon. Lineage: Eukaryota; Metazoa; Arthropoda; Insecta; Coleoptera; Curculionidae. The record is from RefSeq and is a predicted model, not a curated record. Gene Ontology annotation, molecular function: nucleic acid binding.